CACCAUUCUUCAUUAUCUACUAGUCGGUCGAUGAAUGUUAUCCCUUUUCCGCCUUGCCUAGACUUUAAUUCAGAACCCUCGUUUAUUCAUAAAAGAAAUGAACGGGAACGAAUUCGUGUUCGUCACGUCAAUGAAGGCUAUGCCAAACUAAGAGAUCAUUUACCACGAAAAUUCAACCAAAAACGAUUAUCAAAGGUAGAAACACUACGUGCCGCUAUCCGUUAUAUUAAACAUUUAGAGGACAUAUUAAAGGAAGGCCAUAAUACAUCU
This is a messenger RNA of Trichoplax adhaerens, 270 nucleotides long. RefSeq lists its product as uncharacterized. Gene Ontology annotation, molecular function: DNA-binding transcription factor activity, RNA polymerase II-specific; protein dimerization activity; RNA polymerase II transcription regulatory region sequence-specific DNA binding. Lineage: Eukaryota; Metazoa; Placozoa; Uniplacotomia; Trichoplacea; Trichoplacidae. The record is from RefSeq and is a predicted model, not a curated record. Gene Ontology annotation, biological process: regulation of transcription by RNA polymerase II; developmental process. The annotation marks the transcript as partial. The transcript has a single exon.